Molecule: messenger RNA, 1545 nt
Organism: Mizuhopecten yessoensis (Yesso scallop)
Lineage: Eukaryota; Metazoa; Mollusca; Bivalvia; Pectinida; Pectinidae
Product: bone morphogenetic protein 10-like
Exons: 3
Coding region: 222-1361 (379 amino acids)
Biological process (GO): BMP signaling pathway; SMAD protein signal transduction
Cellular component (GO): extracellular region
Molecular function (GO): cytokine activity; growth factor activity
Source: RefSeq, a predicted model, not a curated record
GCACUUACAGCGGGAGCGCAAUCCAUCAAAUUAAUAUUUGGUCUUCAUUCAUUUCCUCUAACAGAGCAAAGUAACGCCUACCUGUGUGCAGUGCCUAUAAUUUCUUGGUAUGUUAAUAUCUUCCGGUGAAAAAAUAUCUGCCAUCCGCGUUAAGUAGUUCAAAUAUGUGCCCGCUUUCGUUCGCUAUGCUAUCUUUACAUCAACGUUAGACCAUAUCAAUAAUGAAGGAAGGUUGCGUGAAUGUGAAGUAUCGUCUGUUUUGCUACUACAGUCUCUUCUACAUCACACUUCUAUUUGUCUGUUUUACUCGCGUUCGCCAGGAUGAACUGUUGAAAUCCCUAUACCGCAAUAUGCGGUAUACGCCAGAGCAUAAAGACUUUAUUCCUGCAAUUACGUUACGGAGGUUUCUGCAGCUCACGGAUACUGACAAUGAUCCCUCUUACCGCCGACAGGCCGUGUACAAACUGGACUCUAACACGGACAACUAUGAACAAGUCAAAAUAUUCUACUCAAAACAAGUAAGAGGAGAACAAAGUUUCAACGUGUCCAGAAGAAUUGCCAACAUCUCUAAAAUCCAGCGAGCUGACAUUGUUAUAAAGGAUUAUGAUCACAGUUUAAAACGAGUAAGGGUGUCGUUUCAGACAGGACCUCAUACUCGUCGAUACCACCAUUGGAAAAUUGCAAAGUGGAGUGUCGAAGGCCACGCAUUAAAUGUGACACGCCACUUACGACAUCAUCUUCGGAAAGGUCAGAGCACAAUAAAAAUUCAGGUCUGUGUGAAAAACAGAGAAAACUUUUUACAGUGCACAGGCUUUGGAAAAUUCUCGAUUGCCCUCGUCAUUCAAUUGAAUGUGAAUUUGAAUGUUUGGCACGAGUUUUCUACUCCGUAUAUGGAUGUUCUUGAUAAGCUCAGUGAAAGAGAAAAAUAUCAAACCAGGAUAAAAAGAUCCGGAAAUGACGAGAUAACAGAAACGCCCAUUCAAGACACACAAGUUCCGGGUGAAUCGACAGUUGAAAUUGUCGAGUCAAACAUAUGUCAUGUACACCCAUGGUCAGUAGCGUUCGCGGAUAUUGGCUGGUACCACGUGCUGGCUCCUUUAACGGUCCAGGCAAACUUUUGUUCUGGUGGGUGUCCAUCGCCAUUAUCCAGCCAUCCGAGCUUACAUUUCACAUUUCAAUCGGUCAUCGUAGAUUUGUAUCGUACUUACUAUGGCCACUCCUCAGCAACCGGCAUGCCACCAGAGCCGUGCUGCACACCCACGGCAAUGGCUCCGCUCUCCGUAUAUAAUACCGAAGAUGAUGGAAGUCACACGCUCAUGCGACUAGAGGCCGUAAGGGUUACAUCAUGUGGUUGUCGAUAAAAAUCAAAGGGUUACAGCAUGUGGUUGUCGAUAAAAAUCAAACGGGUUACAGCAUGUGGUUGUCGAUAAAAACCAAAUGGCUUUAAUCAUGUUUAAUAUAUCGGUCGAGAGACGCAACGACUUCACUAAAGACAUCAUCAGAGACUUUUGCGUUGUUGAAUGCCGUUCAAAUAAAAUUAAGACU